AUGGCGGUGGCUAGUUUAUCUUCAUAUCGAGAUCACUUUCACGUUCUCGUUUUCUGCAGUGUUCCUUCGGAAUUAGAAGCGGCCCGUCGGGUGUUAGAAAACGGAAGUGAUAGCACUUUUGAGGUCGUCCACACCGACGUGAUCACCGGUCUUUCUUUGUGUCGCGAGUGGAACAAGUCCCCGCUGACAGUUGGUCUCAUAGCGCAAGCAGAUCCAGGUGGCAAUGCGUGCACAGGUCGCCUGACGGAAAUGAAGGGUCUUUUCAGCGUCGACUUGGCUGUGAUGACGGGUGUUUGCUCUGCUGUUGAAGAUGUUCAUGCAAGAGUGGAGUAUGGCACGGUGCUCGUCGCAAAGAGCACGUCGACGGAAGAAGGAGGAAUGAAGCUGCACGACGGAGAGUUUCUCGCUAAUGGAAAUCCAGAGAAGAUCGACAAGGACGUGGGCGUGGUUAUUGAGCAGGUCAUCUGCAAGCUGGGCAGCGAACGAGAGUGGUUGGAAGCCAUUCCACCGAGCGAGAGGCGUGCCAGUCCUCGAUACGUACAAGAGAUGAUGCUGGAUGAAGUUGUAAAGAGCAAAGAAGGCGUGCAGAAGAGAGAUCUGUUUGGCAGACUGAAACUUGAGGAGGCACUAGAGGGACUGGACGGGAGAGUGUUUGACACUAUUUUGAAGAAAAUGGUGGAGACACGUGGAUGGGUGAUCUUGGAAGAUGGAGUCAUCAAGCACACUGAAAGUGGUGAAGAUUACAUGAAGAAUGCAUGUGAAUUUCCUCGUCCCGAUGAAAUCAAUGUAUUGAUGGGAUCCAUUGGUAGCAUUGCAUGUGUCAAUGACAAUCUUCCAAAUGACAUAGAACAGUACAGGAAGCACAUGGCCAACAGGAAGCUGAACGGGAUUGACAUGGAAGCACAUUACUUUAUGGCUCAUUGCAAAGCUGCUUUUCCUGGGAGUGUGAGUAUGGUCAUGAAGGGUAUCUUAGACUACGGAACUGCAGACAGGCAAGAGUACUACCAGGCAUAUGCUGCUUCAACAUCAGCGGCUUUCCUAAAUCAUCUUUUGAAAUUGAAAUUAUUCUUUGAUUCACUGUCAUCUAAAUUUCAAUGGCUGGCUUGUGGCGAAAGUGCAGGAGAUGCACUGGUUUUUGACAAGCUGGAAUAUGAUCCUCUGAAACUUCAACUUUUUCCACGAGAGACGAUCAGGUCACCAGAAACUGUUCAGAGUCAAGUGGAGGAUUUGCUAGUUAAAGUGGUUCAACAUGACAGGCGAAGAAGGUUAACUAUUCCACGUGCAGAAGAGAUAGAAGGUCACCAGAGACGUGCAGAUGCUGCUGAAACACGAGCUGAUGAUUUAGAAAGACGACUUGCCUUAUCAUUAGAGGAAACGCAAACAGUACGGAGAGUAAUUAGACAAGAACAAGCAGAGAAAAAGGAGAUGCAGUGGACUGGAUUGGCACUUCGAUACCAGAAUUUGCAUUAUUCCUUUUGGCGCAAGCGGCUAAGAGCAAUAGUAGGAAGGUGGAGAAGGCCUUCAAGUGAACAGCAAGCUUCCCAAUAUUUAUGUGACAACGAUCGGGUCAAUGAGGGUCUGCCAUUAUGGACACAGUGGAAUGUACCCAUGCCUCAUGACAGUCGGCCAUAUGGUAGAAUGGGAGAGGUUGCUGGCAGACUAGUGGCAGGAGAUGGAGGUGAAGAGGUGCAUGUUUUUGAUGACGAGGGUGAUACGACCUUCAAAUUGGUCAGAGAGAAUGGCAACAUCAUGAACAUAGUAUGUCAGCAAGGUGUGUGUCUCAUCCACGUAUAUGAUAAAAAAGAAUGUCAAUUUAUGAUUGAACGAGUUUGUUUGAAUACAAAGAAAAUAUGGCAUCUAACAAUUCUGCCCAAAGAACAGCAGUUGAAUGAUGUGUCUCUUGCUCUUGAUGACGACUUGUUGUAUGUGGUGGGUGGUAUGACUGCUUCAUUUGAGAGAGUUGGCACAGCAUUUGUAUACAAUAUUCACGAAGAUCGUUGGCUUAGGUUGAAUAACUUACCAACAAGACGUUUUCUUUGUUCUUCUGUUGUUAUGAAGAACAGAGCAUAUGUAGGGGGAGGUAGAAUUAAUCCGUAUGAGUUUUUGAAUACAGUUGAAUGUGCAGAUAUUCGGACAAGAGGUUGGACAACAAUUCACUCAACUAAGACGUAUCUUCCUACACUGACUGCAGUCGAUAACAAACUGGUGGCAACUGGAGGACAGACAGAACAGUGGUUUGAUUCACCUUCUUCUAAUGUCGUUCAGUUGUAUGAUGAGAGAUCUACCAAAUGGCUGCUCCUUCCACCAAUGACUCAAAAACGAAAGUUACAUGCAGCUUUUUCAACUGAGGAUGGAAAAGUCAUUACAGCAGGGGGAAGAGAUAAAUCAUUUGAAUCGUUAUGGUCCAUAGAAAGCUUAAAGUGUUACUAAAGAUUGUUCUUUUAUUUGCUGUAUUUCUAUGACACUGGUAUUUGAAUUAUGAACUCUAGUUCUUGGUAAGGCAGUUUAGGUGACACGACAUAAUGACUGCAGGCACAGGAUGCACUUAGAUUUUAUGUUUAUGUAUCUUGCCAGAUGUAAACACGGUCUCUUGAAAACCAGCAGACUAUGCUGUUCAGGUGUGUCCUUGUACAAAUAUAUGUCAUCUUCA
This is a messenger RNA of Corticium candelabrum, 2650 nucleotides long. RefSeq lists its product as uncharacterized. Gene Ontology annotation, biological process: nucleoside metabolic process. The transcript has 5 exons. Gene Ontology annotation, molecular function: catalytic activity; protein binding. Lineage: Eukaryota; Metazoa; Porifera; Homoscleromorpha; Homosclerophorida; Plakinidae. The coding region runs from base 1 to 2430 and encodes 809 amino acids. The record is from RefSeq and is a predicted model, not a curated record.